This is a messenger RNA of Maniola jurtina (meadow brown), 1695 nucleotides long. RefSeq names its product nuclear receptor subfamily 2 group E member 1 (gene tll). Gene Ontology annotation, molecular function: zinc ion binding; nuclear receptor activity; RNA polymerase II cis-regulatory region sequence-specific DNA binding. The record is from RefSeq and is a predicted model, not a curated record. Gene Ontology annotation, biological process: anatomical structure development; cell differentiation; positive regulation of transcription by RNA polymerase II. Bases 396 to 1562 code for a protein of 388 amino acids. Lineage: Eukaryota; Metazoa; Arthropoda; Insecta; Lepidoptera; Nymphalidae. The transcript has 6 exons.
CUCACUUGUCAACUCGUAAAAGUUUCGCCAAUAAUGUGUUUUGGACACGGCUAUUGAUAGUUAAUUUUGUGUUGUUUGAACAUAAAUCAGAGCUGAUAACUGCUGGCUCACAAGCUCACAUAUUACGGACCAACUUCGCCCUGCGAAGCCAAAGGCAGAUAGUAAGUGAGCCAUCGCAACACCUAUUCUCACAAUUCCGCGGAAAGUGGAAACACGACGCUCUUGGAUGAAUUAAACACUCCAAGACGACGCUGUAUGGAGCUGACGGGGUGUAAUGAGACGAGACCGCGAACGUGGGAAAGGGAAUAAGAAAAAAAGAAUUAGAUCAGACUAUUCUUACCUUUAGAAUAAGAUACUCGAACUUUUUAAUAUUAUGUUGAUAUAAACAAAUCGAAAUGGAAAUGCAAUCAAUACAGGCGUCUUCCAGUCGCAUACUCUACGAUGUUCCUUGUGCGGUGUGUCGCGACCACUCAUCGGGGAAACACUACGGAGUGUUCGCAUGCGACGGCUGCGCGGGCUUCUUCAAACGGUCGGUGAGACGAGACCGCCGGUACAGCUGCAAAGCUAGAAGCCCUGGUGCCUGCUUAGUUGACAAAGCCCACCGUAAUCAGUGCCGCGCUUGCCGUUUAGCCAAAUGCCUCGAUGUGGGCAUGAAUAAGGAUGCCGUACAGCAUGAAAGAGGUCCGAGAAAUUCUACAAUACGAAGACAAAUGGCACUAUUUUUAAAAGAUCCUAUUCCAUCUACAGACAUUGGCUUAACUCCACCAGUCCUAGACUUAGCUCUCCCUAAACAUAAUCUGAUACCGCCUCUUCCAACUGCACCAUUCUUCCACAACCCUUACUUUUCGUAUAACAGAUUAAGCCUCUUGAGCUCUCCUGUACCCCCAUGUCAUACAAAAGUUCUGUCAUCUACAUUUACACCGACAAUUCAAAAUACUACCGAUCCUGAAGCAAUGUGCGAAGCAGCAGCCAGACUUUUGUUUAUGAAUGUCAAAUGGGCUAAAAAUGAUGCAACUUUCAGUUCGCUGUCUUUAUCUGACAGAUUAAUAUUAUUAGAAGAGUCCUGGAGGGAUCUAUUCGUCAUCGGUUGCGCGCAAUUUCUCUAUCCUCUUAAUUUGAAAAUUCUGCUUGAUGCGAAAAAUACAACUGUACAUUCCAAAGACGUGGAUGAUUUUCAAAUGGUGUUAGCUGAGCUGUCGAAAAUUCGUCCAGAUACAAAUGAAUAUGCAUGUAUGCGAGCCAUCGUCCUGUUCAAAACAACUUUUGGUGAGAAAAGCAAUCAAGAUAGUCCAUGUGAAACUAAUGUCGAAAUGAAAAAACUCCAAGAUCUUCCUGCCGUUGCCGCUUUGCAAGACCAUUCCAAAGUUGUCCUAAAUGAGUAUACGGCUCGCAUGUAUCCUCUCGACACGACGCGUUCCAGCCGGCUGCUGCAAAUCAUGUCUAACGUCAGAAAAGUUUCUAGUGUUACCAUAGUAGAACUCUUCUUUCGCGCCACUAUAGGAGACAUUCCUAUUGAGAGAAUCAUCAGUGACAUGUAUAGAAGUAGUAAAGAUAUUUCCUAGCAGCUUAGAUGGUUAGGUUAGGUACACAAUUAUAGCACUAAUUAAUAGCCAAGAUAAAUGAACCAAUAAAUAAAUAUAUGAAAAUUAGUGAUGAUGAAUUAUUAUGAUCAUAAUAUGUUAUACGCGGCCAUGA